UUUCAGUGGUUGGAACUCCCGGCAUGGAACUGAACUGGGCUGAGUUGAGGAAACUGUAAGGUUGCCAUCACGAAAGCCAAAGUGGAUUUCUCCAGUGUGCUGUGCCUGCCCCCUUCCGUCAUUGCUGGAAAUGGGCUGGACGGAGGAGGGGCUGGCGAAAAUGAGGAUGAGACAGUGCUGGUAUCUCUUUCGGCGGCACCAAGUCCUCAGAGUGAAGCUGUUGCCAAUGAGUUGCAGGAGCUCUCCUUGCAGCCCGAGCUGACCCUGAGCCUCCAUCCUGGUCGAAACCCUAACCUUCCUCCACUAAGUGAGAGGAAGAAUGUUCUGCAGUUGAAGCUCCAGCAGCGACGGACACGGGAGGAGUUGGUUAGUCAAGGGAUCAUGCCUCCUCUGAAAAGUCCAGCUGCAUUUCAUGAACAGAGGAGAAGUUUGGAACGGGCCAGGACAGAGGACUACCUGAAACGGAAGAUCCGGUCCCGGCCAGAGAGAUCAGAGUUGGUGAGAAUGCACAUCCUGGAAGAGACAUCUGCUGAACCUUCCCUGCAAGCCAAGCAGCUGAAGUUGAAGAGGGCCAGAUUGGCUGACGAUCUCAAUGAGAAGAUUGCCCAGCGGCCAGGUCCCAUGGAGUUGGUAGAGAAGAACAUUCUGCCAGUGGAAUCUAGCCUGAAGGAAGCUAUCAUUGUGGGGCAAGUAAACUACCCAAAAGUAGCAGAUAAUUCCUCCUUCGAUGAGGACAGCAGCGAUGCCCUGUCCCCAGAACAGCCGGCCAGCCAUGAAUCCCAGGGGUCUGUGCCAUCCCCAAUGGAAGCUCGAGUUGGCGAGUCGCUUCUCACCCCCACAGUGGUAUCACCUGCUCAGGUUGCAUCUCAAUUAAAAGCCAGUGCAGAUCCCUGUGACAAUCCUUUCCUGCCUGAGCACCCACCAACUCCCCUGCCACCGCUGCCACCUCCGGUGCCGCCUAAUCUCACCAAUGGAGUUGCCACUCCUGCUGCCAAACCACUUCCAACCCUUAUUAAGCAAAGCCAGUCCAAGUCUUCCUGUGAGAAAUCCCAGCGCAGCAAGAAAUCCAAGGAGCCGAAGCCGAAAGUCAAGAAACUGAAAUACCAUCAGUAUAUUCCACCAGACCAAAAGCAGGACAAAGGAGCCCCUCCCAUGGAUUCAUCUUAUGCCAAAAUCUUGCAGCAACAGCAGCUCUUUCUGCAGCUCCAGAUUCUGAAUCAGCAGCAGCAACAGCACUACAACUAUCAGACCAUCUUACCAGCCCCACCAAAGCCUCCUGGAGAGCAGCAGAGUGGCAGUAGUGCCCCACCCAUGCGUAGUCUCUCUGCAGCUGUCAGCAGCACCUCUUCUGUUUCUUCCAGUUCUAACGGGUUGACGCGUCAAAACAGCAGUGCUCCCGCAGGCAAGCCAGGAACUCUCCCUACUAAUCUGGAUGACAUGAAGGUGGCAGAGCUGAAGCAAGAGUUGAAGCUGAGGGCGCUUCCGGUGUCAGGUAACAAGACUGAUCUCAUUGAGCGGCUCAAGACCUAUCAGGAGCAGAAUGGUACAGCUGCCCACGCACCCACCACUCCAAAGCCCAACACAGCGAUCCUCCCCAAAGCUGCGGAAGUGGUGGUAGCCUUCCCGGCUGCUAGGCUGGGCACGGGGCCGGCACUGGUGAGUGCAGGCCUCACUUCAGCAGAAGUGGUGGUGGCCACAGUGGCCGGCAAUGGCAUGAUGAAGUUUGGCAGCACAGGCUCCACUCCUCCUGUGUCUCCGACCCCCUCUGAGCGCUCGCUGAUGAGUGCCGGGGAUGAGAACUCAACCAGCGGGGAUGCCUUUGGGGAGAUGGUGACCUCUCCUCUGACUCAGCUCACCCUACAAGCUUCCCCGGUGCAAUUUCUGGUGAAGGAAGAGAGCUCCAAAGCCACCAGCUGCAGUUCAAAUUCAGUGUCACGGGUAGAGCCCUGUGUUAACCACAGCAAAGACACGGAGGCCCAGGACAAAGACCAGAUGCUGCAAGAGAAGGAUAAACAGAUUGAGGAGCUCACACGCAUGCUGAAACAGAAGCAGCAGCUAGUAGAGAUGCUGAAGCUGCAGCUGGAACGAGAGAAACGGUCUCAGCAGCCUCUGCCGGCCAUGGUGGUUGGGGAGGAAGGUGCAGCUCCAGCCCCUGAGCCAUCAGCCUUUGGCACCCCUGUCAAGAAUGAAAAAGGUUUUGUGAGUUGCCAAUCUAUGGGGCAGCCCAGCUGCCCAACUGACCAAGUAAAACCCAUUCAGACCACUAGCCAAAUGGACACCUCGGAUUCAAGCUCUGUGCCAAAGAAAGCAGUGAUGGUGAAGCAGGAGGUCCCAGAAGCUGCAAUUGAGUCAUCAUGUCAAGCCUCCCAUUUUUUCCUUGGCCAGCAAAGUGGAAGCUUCAGUGACCUCAUCAAAGGAGUGCCUCCCCCUACCCUCAUCACAGAUUCCACUGGCACUCACAUAGUGCUCACAGUGACCAAUCAGAAUGCUGAGAGGCAGGGCCUCUCACAUCAGGAGAAGGCGGGGAAUGGUUCUUUGCCACAGAAGAGAGUCUCAUCGCCUUCUCCGAAAGCAUCUAUCCAGCAACCUUUAAGCAGCUCUCAACCUUCUGUGCAACAGGCACAAAGUGAACCUGUCAAGAAGGGCCAAAAGCCAAGUCUGCCAACAGUCACUAGGCAGUUUCCUCAAACAGUCUUGUCUUUUUCAACACCUCCCAACUCGCAGCCCUUCUACCUAAAUGGCUUCCACAAAGGAUCCCUGAAAGCCAACGUUCCCGGCAGAGCUGGCCAGCCCAGUGUGCCCAAAAAGCUUCUCUCACAGCCAGGCUCUCCAUCUCCUCCAUCUCCAUCCCACAUGGAACUUGAACAGCAGAACUCAUCUUUCUUUGCUGCUGGUCCACCACUGCCUCUCCCUGCAUCCUCUGUGUUGAUGAAAGAACCACCAGGUUACGAAGAGGCUGUGAAGCAACAACCAAAGCCAGCUGAGGAGAAUGGCUGUUCAAGUCAGCAGAUGGAUGACUUGUUUGACAUUUUAAUUGAACAUGGAGAGAUUUCCGCUCAAUUUAAGCAGCAGUCUUCACCAUCAAGGAAAGACACCACUGUUUCUCCAGGAUGCCCUUCUCCGUCCAACAGCCACCAUUCCUCAGAACUCCCCCUGCAGAUAUCUCUGGGCCACUCUAGUUCUGUUAACCCUUCCCCAGCAGGCAGGCUGGAAGACUUCUUGGAGAGCAGCACUGGUCUCCCCUUGCUGACAGCUGGCCCUGAUGGACCUGAGCCUCUGUCUCUCAUUGACCUCUACAGUGACAUGCUAAGCAGUUCAGCUAUCCUGGACCAUCCAUCUUCACCUAUGGACACAUCAGAAUUGCACUUUGCCCCUGAGCCCACUGGGGGACCAAGUUUAGACUUGGCUGAGGCUAAUUUGGACAGCAUGGAUUGGUUGGAGCUGCCUGGAGGGCCAGUGAUGAGCCUCACCCCCCUCAGUACUGCAACUCCUAGCCUCUUUUCCACAGACUUCCUCGAGGGACAUGAUCUGCAGCUGCACUGGGAUUCUUGCUUAUAGCUCUCUAAGCAUGCAGACUGAAGGGAGCAGUCCGGGUGGGUGUAGUAUAUGGGUGGGAGCUUAAGUGAAAGUGUCAGUCAAUCUUAAGAUCCCCAAAUGUCAACCUGCUUUUGUGAAGUUAGACAACCAGGGGAAAUCAUCCAGUAAUGUCUUCUGAUGGUUCAACCUCUGGCAAGCUACUGCCAUUUUCAAGGCCUGUGGUGAGGCGAGACAUGGCCCCUUCCCUCCAGUGCUCCCUAGUGUGGCCACCCCAGGUUGUUGAAGGUAUUAAGCACGAUGUGCUACUUCUUCUUUACAUUAAGUGAUGUGGCCAGGGUGGGAACUUAGUUCAAGGCAAGGCACCCAUAACAGAUUGGAAGAAACUUGAGAAGCCAGUGUUCCUUUCUGGGCUUGAGUUUGCCUAGUUAGGAAGAAUUUUUUAAAAAUAUGGCAAAUGUUAAUUUGAUUAUUUUAUAAGGAAGGUUUCCUUAGGUUUAGAAGAUGGCAUGUGCUUCUGGGAGAGGAAAGGGAAGCAUACAGGACUGAGGAGUCUACUGCCCUUAGUUAUAUGAUUGGGCAUGUGAUUCAAAGAGCCUUUUCCUACUAAUGCUAUAGUAUAGGUGCUUUUUUUGCCCAAGUUCUGUGCCAGAGCCCAGGUAACGGCCAUUGUCCCUCAGCUUGCAGAGUGAGUCCUGCGUGCAGUCAUUCCCCUGGCAUGGCCCAACUAAGAGCAGCCUGCCAAGAUGAGCUGUUAUCCAGCUGGCAUAAAUUCUCUCAUGUCCCAGGCAGUGAGUGGGCUUUCCUCUGUGAAUCAGACCAAGCCAGCUGCAUUGAGGAAAUGUCAUUCACAUCCUGCAGCAAUCGCUCUACUCCCUUUUCUUGGUAGCUCCAUUUGUGAAGCCUAGUCAGCUAGAACUUGCAGCUGGAGUUCAUGAAUGUUUUGACCUUUUUUGUGGUUUGACCUGUGUCAGCAUAAACAAUCUGUAGCAGCUUGCCUACACUUUGCAGUUCCUGUUGCUUUUGCUGUUCAUUGAUUUAAGUACCCCCCCCAAGGAUUUUUGUGUAUGAAAGUGGUGCUGCUGCUGUUCUAGAGGCUUGUGUCGGGGAAGUCUGUAUGCUCUGUGUAGAGGCUGUUGUGGAUGUAUUUCUUCUUGGAAGAAGUCAGCUCACAGCUGCUCUCAGAAGCACUAAAAACACACACAUCCUAAAAUAGAACCUUGGUCAGAGCAUGAAUGCCAACUUCCUAUCAGAGGCAGGGGCCCUUUUGACUCUGCUUGCCAAGGAGCUAGUGCUUGCUUUGAGCUGCAUGACUGACAUCUGUCAUUGCUCAGAGGAAAGGAAAUGUCUUGUAGCCAUAGUCUUUGCUGCUGUGAAUGGUUCUGAACCACAGUCUUGCCUCUUGGUAUCUGAUUUCAUUUCUAGCUGGUAAAAUAUCUGUAUAUAGCCCUGUAAAACUGCUUGUUUUGGAAAGCAAAUGACCAUAACUCACCUAAUUAGAAAGUGUAACUUUCCUUGAGCUCCUUCUAGGUGAUAAAACUCUUUUAGGAGCCAAUAUUUCUAGCCUGUGGUUUGGUGGGAAGGAGGAUUCUGUCCUUGAACUACCGUUUUUCGCCUUAUUGCACAUGUCACUCAAAGGAAAUCAUAUUACUUAUUUAGUCAAUCCCCUCUCAUUAAAAAUACAUUGGUAAUGCAUUUUCAGGCACUGAUGUCCCUCUCUGUGGCAUAACAGAGUUGGACUCCUAGUUUCACAGGAGUCCAGAAAGCCCUUCUAUAUUUCGCUCAUGCUGUAGAGACUAUAUCUUGUUUCUCUAAUAUAAUGUAGGGGCUUGGAAAUGAGGUUGCAGUUAGUAGAGGCCAACUGCAUGUAAAGUGUAUUUCUUCCAGUAAAAAUCCCUGUUUAGGUAUCGGCUCAGAACAGUGGCUGAAGGCCCUGUAUUAAUCUUUGUAUUCUCUUAAUGCCCUCUUAUUGUUUAUCAUGUCACUCAGUCUGUGGCUAGUUGGGAAAUUGGUUAGGCUUAUGUGACUAUUCGUGGUAUAGACAACCUUGCAAGGCAAGCCUUCCCAUAUAAAUAGAACAUCUUUGUUCCCACUAAGUAGUAAAUGUAUUUACACUUCUUAAAUACUCCUGGGCCAAGUAAAGGUCUCUUUGGUGGUGGCAGCAGGUGGUAUUUGUGCAGAAUGGUGCUCUCUCAACAGCAACCUGGCUUUGAGAAGGUAAGCGUGUUUUUCUCUAGUCUAAAAUGAAUUAUAGAAAUAAGGCAAAGUUUAAUUGCAACAUGUUAAAUUUAGCUUCAAAGAGUAGCAGGGCUUGUUUGGAAUAUUGCUCAGCUUUCACAGAACAGGAAACUUAAGAUGCUAGCAGUUUUUUUUAAUAUACGAAAUUGGUGGCUCUGAGCUUUAAAAAAAAAAAAUUCUCCUAUUAUGCCCCCAGCUAAAUCACCAUCCUAAGGAUCUGCCUGUAGUUUGAAUGUACUUGCUCUUCUGCUGAUAACCACUCCUUGUAUUUGAUUUAGCACGCACACUUUCCUCCACUAUGCAUCAAUGAAUGGGUUAUCAGCACAGGCAAGCAGGCUUCGGCAGUGCUGCAGUAUUGGACCUAGAAUAAACACGCAACUGGAAAAGGGCAUGGAAGGAGCAGUUACUGGGAAAAGAGUGGACAAAUCAAAUUAUUUUUUCAGUUACAGAUAUUUGAAAAAAAUCAAUUUUAUUAAAAAAAAUUGUGUCCUA
Messenger RNA from Heteronotia binoei (common prickly gecko), 6264 nucleotides. RefSeq names its product myocardin related transcription factor A (gene MRTFA). The transcript has 16 exons. The coding region runs from base 382 to 3558 and encodes 1058 amino acids. Lineage: Eukaryota; Metazoa; Chordata; Lepidosauria; Squamata; Gekkonidae. The record is from RefSeq and is a predicted model, not a curated record. Gene Ontology annotation, biological process: smooth muscle cell differentiation.